AUGGACUUCCAGAACACCAAGCACCUAGUAUCCGCCGCCCAGAAGAUGCGGGCCGAAUACCUUAAGGGUGCCCACACCACCGCUAUCUCCGUCCAGCAAGCAGCCACCUGCCGCAACGACCCCGUCAAGGGUCCUUUGUGGAUUAGCAAGUUUUCGCUUCCCAGGCCGACCGACGAUACCUCUCUUGACCUCCUUUUAAAGCUGGUCGACGAGGCCAACGAGCACCACGUGCGCUACGACCACCCGAUCUCAGUUCCGCUCGACUUUGAAUGGGUGGGCUACCGAAGCAAUGUCCAGAAGCAUACCCCACAGCCCGAGGUCGGGGAGAAGGAAAAGUUCGCCAAAUUGACGGCAGAGACUAAGUCCCCACUGACUAUCCUCUACCUCUACGGGGGUACUUUCGUGUUAAACAGCCCUUCCAGCUAUCGCAAAACGGCAGCUUCCUUAUCCCAGGCCACGGGAGGGAAGGUCUUGCUCGUGCGACAGCGACUAGCUCCUCAGAAUCCCUUCCCGGCGGCUCUACUGGACGCUUUCCAAGCGUAUCUGACUUUGCUGAAUCCCCCGGCAGGAAGCCCCCACGAACCCAUUCCUGCCUCCUCGAUCGUUGUAGCUGGGGAUAGCUCGGGAGCCUGUCUGGCCCUGGGUCUCCUCCAGGUCCUGCUCCGGUUGCAGCGCCGGGGAGCGACCAUCACCUUCCACGGUGCCACAGCGCCACCCGUCGUUCCAGCAGGAAUGGCCCUGCUUAGUCCUGUGGCUGACCUCACCAACGCCUUCCCGUCGUUUGACCGCAAUGCCUACUGCGAUAUCUUCCCCGUCCCCAUAGAGAAGCUACCUUAUCUAGAGAAAAGUUUUCCUAUCUGCGCAGCCUGGCCAACACGACCCCCUCGCGCUAAUCUCUACUGCGAGGCGGGCAUGCUUGCCCAUCCACUGGCGAGCCCUGCCGCGGCGGACGACUGGACGGGCACGUGUCCGAUCUGGAUGGGUUCAGGGCAGGAGCAGAUCGUGGAUGCAUCGCGACUAGUGGCGCGGGAGAUUCAUCGGGCUGGCGGGUCGGUCACCCUGCGCGAAUAUGAGAGUAUGCCCCAUACCUUCUUCUGGGUGUUCCGGGGCGCCCCACAGACCAAAGAAAUCCUAGCGGAGUGGGCCCAGGCGAUUGUAAGGUUUGCGCGGGGAGAGCGACCGCCGUCGAGUGCGCAGUUCAUCAGGGCACGGGGCCUAAGGGCGGAACCGCUGCAGAUGGAGGACCUCGUGUCGUUCACGGUACAACAGGCGCAGGAGAUGAUGUGGAAGAAAACACAAGGCUACAAGGUACCGGCCUUUCAUCAGGAGCCUGGUCGAUCCAGUUUGUAG
Molecule: messenger RNA, 1350 nt
Organism: Penicillium chermesinum
Lineage: Eukaryota; Fungi; Ascomycota; Eurotiomycetes; Eurotiales; Aspergillaceae
Product: benzoate 4-monooxygenase cytochrome P450
Exons: 2
Coding region: 1-1350 (449 amino acids)
Molecular function (GO): hydrolase activity
Source: RefSeq, a predicted model, not a curated record